Eupeodes corollae is the source of this 2320-nucleotide messenger RNA. RefSeq names its product cytochrome P450 307a1-like. NCBI's taxonomy places the organism in Eukaryota, Metazoa, Arthropoda, Insecta, Diptera, Syrphidae. The transcript has 2 exons. The record is from RefSeq and is a predicted model, not a curated record. Gene Ontology annotation, molecular function: iron ion binding; monooxygenase activity; heme binding. The coding region runs from base 296 to 2005 and encodes 569 amino acids.
GGCAGCGUUCGGAUGUGUUCCCAUAUAAAAGCAAACGACGAUAUAGAAAAGUGAUCAGUUCAUGUUGCGAUAUCUUCACGAUUCAACAAACUCUGCUCCUCCAUAGAGAGAGAAGCGUCGUCGUUCACCGCGAUUUGAAUUUCGAUUUGGACAAACAAAUAUUGUUAUUUGUGUUUCUUGAUAAAAAUAAAGGAUUCUUAAUCCUUCAAAAAAUUAAAAAAAAAAAACAAACAAACAAUUGUGCAACAAAAUACAAAGUGUUUUAAAAUUCAAAAAAAAAAAAUAAGUGAGAAAAAUGGGACUGGAACUAACCGUAGUCCUUACAGGAACAAUUUUAAUCAUCUUCCUUUAUUUGUACCUCCGUAUUGUUUACGAGUGCAUUCGAAAAGUUCAUAUUACAAAAAUCCAACAACCUAAUAAAAAAUCACUCACUGCAGCCGUUGCCGCAGCCACCAAUAAAACAUGUGACCUAAAUAAAAUAUCACCCAUCAGCGUCACGAAGACAACGAUGACAGCGCCACCGACAACGACAACGCAAACAAUGACGAUGACAUUGAAACAAGCCCCAGGGCCAUUGCCAUGGCCAGUUUUAGGAAAUUUAGCAUUGUUAGGACAAUACGCUGUGCCAUUUCAAGGAUUCACCGAAUUAGCUAAGCAAUUUGGCGACGUUUAUUCACUGACACUGGGCACAACACGCUGCUUGGUGGUUAAUAAUUUGGAAUUGAUUCGUGAGGUGCUUAAUCAGAAUGGAAAAUAUUUUGGCGGACGACCGGACUUUUUACGAUUCCAUAAACUUUUCGGAGGCAAUCGCAAUAAUUCUCUAGCCUUGUGCGAUUGGUCACAGCUGCAACAAAAACGUCGCAACUUGGCUCGCAAACACUGCUCACCACGUGACGCUUCAGCUUAUUACUCAAAAAUGAGUGAAGUUGGUUGCUUUGAAAUUGAAGAAUUCAUGGCUCGCCUUGAACAAAUUAUCAUCCCGGGACAAGACUACCAAUUCAAGCCUCUUAUUCAACAGACUUGUGCCAAUUUGUUCAUAAAAUACAUGUGCUCAAUUCGAUUUGAUUAUGACGAUGUAAAAUUCCAAGGAAUCGUAAGAUCAUUUGAUGAAAUCUUUUGGGAAAUCAACCAAGGUUAUGCUGUGGAUUUUCUACCAUGGCUGGUGCCAUUCUAUUCGGGACACAUGAAGAAAAUAGUCAAUUGGUCGACGAUGAUACGUAAAUUUAUCUUAGAACGGAUUAUUAACGAACGUGAACGUCAUAUUGAUGUCGAUAAACCGGAAGUUGAUUUUACUGAUGCUUUGCUCAAGGUCUUGGCUGAGGAUGGUGACGUUGAGAGGGAAACUAUUAUUUUUAUGUUGGAAGAUUUUAUUGGCGGUCAUUCGGCUGUGGGGAAUUUGGUGACACUUGCUCUGGCUUAUAUUCUCCGGAACCCUGAAGUCGCGGAAAAAAUUCAAAAUGAAGUCGAUUCGAUAGCCGGAAGUGAAAAUAGGAGAGUCACCAUGAUGGACAUGGAAAAUAUGCCGUACACAGUUGCUACAAUCUAUGAAGUUCUGCGCUACUGUUCGUCACCAAUUGUGCCUCAUGUGGCAACAGAAGAUGUUGCCAUUGCUGGUUACGGAGUGACAAAGGGAACAAUAGUCUUUGUCAAUAACUACGAAUUGAAUACAAGUGAGCGUUAUUGGAAUCAACCAGAGAAAUUUCUUCCUGAAAGAUUCAUUGAGCCAGUGUCACAAUCUCAAGCGAAACCAAACCAAACGUCAAAUCAGGUGCCAAAGUAUCAAAUUCGUAAGAACAUUCCACAUUUUUUGCCCUUCAGCAUCGGCAAACGGACUUGCAUCGGACAAAAUCUCGUUAAAGGCUUUGGCUUUGUCAUGGUUGCCAACAUUUUACAAAAAUAUGACAUUUCAUGCAGUGACGUCAAUUCGAUAAAAACAUAUCCGGCAUGUGUAGCAGUUCCGCCGGAUACGUAUUCCAUGUGUCUUACGCCUAGAAAAAAUCGUUAAAUUAACUAAAUUAAAAGUUUUGUAUUUAUUUUUCGAUCAAUUCUGAGAUCGUGUAAACUUUAUGCUCGAAUUAAUGAUACCUAUAAUUUUAAUUGAAAUCAUUUCAGUAGAAAUGAAAUUUUAGUCAUUUAAAAUAUGAACAAAUUAAUAAUUUUGUAUGUUGUACAUAUAUGAAUAUAAUAUAGACGAGAGUGGCUUCCUAUAAUUUUCUUCAGGACACAUAGGGUUUAAUAUAGUUAUUUAAGUUAAAUUCUAUUUAAUUUUAAAUUAGUAAUAAUAAUCUACAACAAUAAGACUGCGUUUAAGAGAAAAUUG